Messenger RNA from Drosophila navojoa, 3082 nucleotides. Its product is annotated as anoctamin-7. Gene Ontology annotation, biological process: chloride transmembrane transport. Gene Ontology annotation, cellular component: plasma membrane. Lineage: Eukaryota; Metazoa; Arthropoda; Insecta; Diptera; Drosophilidae. Gene Ontology annotation, molecular function: chloride channel activity; protein dimerization activity. The record is from RefSeq and is a predicted model, not a curated record.
CUGCUGUCCUUCUUCUUGCCGCAACAAUGUAUUCAGCGGUGCGCACCCACGACUACGAUUAUCCCGAAUCGGAAAUGGAUGAGCGAGAGAGUCUUUACUUUGACACGAUCUCGCUGGCCGAUUCGGAGGCAGCGGCAGCGGCGGCACAUCGCAAGUCGCUAUCGCAGUCCCGCAAUACCAUUUACCACUCGGCGGUGGAUUUGGCCGGCGAUGAGACGCGCAACAGUUUAAGGAAUGGCGCCAUCGCUACGGAUCACAUGAGGCUCGCUGGCUGGCAGCCGGGCUAUCGACAGUCGACGGCGCUGGAGCAUCUAAAUGGUGAUGCUGGUGCUGGUGCUGGUGCUGGUGGUGGUGGUGGUGCCAUUGGCGUUGAUCAUACGGACGCUGCCAUUGCUGCCCAGCUGCUGGCAUUGCAAAACGGACGCACACAUCUGCCCACCGGCAUUGGUGUCGCCGGUGGCUAUGGCUAUAGCCGAAUUGGCGCUGGUUGCGGCAGAGGCAGUGACAACGAUCAUGAGGUCUCUAAGCGCCUUUUAAGACAAAGUAGCACAGUUUCUAAUAGCGAUAAGAAAUUGCCAAUUACAUACUCCGAGUGGAAGUCGAGGACGAGUCGCUUAAAGGAUGCACGGAGCGUGGACUUUGUCUUGGCUUACAAAGGCGACGAUAGCAACACAACGCACCAGGAUGAACGUGUGAAAUUCGAGGAAUAUCUGAAGAGCGAGGGCCUAGUGCUGGAGCCCUAUAGUGGUAAAACGGUGCACUUCACCAAAAUACAUGCACCGAUGCAGGUGCUGCAGCGGUAUGCGGAAGUCCUAAAGAUCAAGAUGCCAGUCAAGGAGCCAUCCAUCGAGGAGAGCCAAAGCGUACCGAAUACCUGCGGCGGACUGUUCAGUUGGAUGCAGCUAAACAGUAAGGUGUUAACCGAGCGUAGCCAACGCAUCCACAUGGAAUUCGCACGCAAAUACCUAGAGCUGUACGAUGCGGAGCAUCCCAACUACUUUGAUGCCAGCACACGGUAUUCGAUCAUCAAUUCCAUUAUGCAGCAAAAGGACAUCGAGAAGCUCAUCGAGGAUGGGGUCUACCUCUGCGCCUAUCCGCUCCAUGACAACGACAAACGUGAUGUCCUGCUGAAGGAAUGGGCGAGCCUACGCAACUGGAAGAAAAUGCAGCCACUGGAUCACAUCAAGGAUUACUUUGGCGCCAAGGUGGCGCUCUACUACGCCUGGCUGGGCUUCUAUACGCAGAUGCUGAUACCGAUUAGCGUGCUGGGCAUAAUCUUCUUUCUGUACGGCUUCGUGACGUGGAACAGUGAUCCGAUUAGCUAUGACAUCUGCAAUGGCAACGAGACGAUCAUGUGCCCCCAGUGCGAUCGUGGCUGCAAGUUCUGGUAUCUGAACGAGACGUGCACAUCCUCGCGUUUCAACUAUCUGAUUGACAACGAGAUGACGAUGGUGUUCGCCUUUAUGUUGGCCAUCUGGGCGGUGGCCUAUUUGGAGCUGUGGAAGCGCUAUUCAGCGGGUCUGGUGCAUCGCUGGGGCCUCACCGGUUUCAAUCAUCAUGUGGAGCAUCCACGCCCCCAGUACCUGGCCAAAGUCUUAAAGUCCGACAAGUUAAAAGAUAGGAUGGUCGAUCCCAAACAUGAUCCGGAUGUGCCCUUCUGGAGCUUCAAGUUUCUGCCCAAAUUCACCAGCUACAGCAUCGUGGUGUUGUUUAUUUGCAUAUCAUUGAUCGGCGUGGCGUCCAUCAUCAUUUAUCGGAUGGCCCAGCGUGCCUCCAGCUCCAUCAUUGGCAACGAGAACUCAAUGACGUACAAGAUCAUGGUGUUACCCAUAACGGCCGGCUUUCUCGAUCUGAUUCUGAUCUCUGCGCUGGAUCUCGCCUACAGCAAGCUGGCGAUUAGGCUAACCAACUACGAAAAUUGUCGCACACAAACUGAAUACGACGAGAGUCUCACCAUCAAGAACUAUGCGUUUCAAUUCGUUAACUACUAUUCAUCGCUAUUCUAUAUUGCAUUUCUGAAGGGCAAAUUCGUUGGUUAUCCCUCCAAGUACAAUCGGAUAUUCAAUUUCCGGCAGGAGGAAUGCAAUCCCGGCGGCUGUCUCAUGGAGCUCUGCAUGCAGCUGGUGAUCAUAAUGGUGGGCAAGCAGGCGGUGAAUGCGAUCAUCGAGAUGCUUAUACCAUAUCUGAUACGUGUCUUCAAUGUCUUCAAGCAACACAACAAAGACAACAAUCAAACAACGGAGAGCAAUCAGUUAAAUGUAGAUUAUAAUUUGCUGCCAGCCGAGAAUAAUUCAUUAUAUGAGGAGUAUCUGGAGAUGGUGGUGCAGUAUGGCUUCAUCACGUUGUUUAGCUUGGCAUUUCCUUUGGCGCCGCUUUUGGCGCUGAUCAAUAACGUGAUUGAGGUGCGUCUGGAUGCCAUCAAAAUGCUCCGCUUCAUACGGCGUCCCGUGGGCAUGCGGGCUCGCAACAUUGGCGUCUGGCAAAACAUUAUGGCCGUCGUCACACACAUCUCGGUCGCCUCGAGCGCCAUGAUAAUUGCAUUUAGCUCGAACUUUAUACCGAAACUCGUUUACAAAGCCACCCACGAUGAUCCCGAUCUGAAUGGCUAUCUGAACUUUACGCUGGCCGCCUUUUAUACCAAGGACUACAAGACGCAAUCGCUGCUGGAUGUCAGCAGGGCGGCCAACGUGACGCUCUGCCACUAUAUUGAGUUUCGCAACGAUCCGUGGGAGAACGCACCCUACAAGCGGCCCAUGAUCUACUGGCAGAUCCUGAUGGCCCGCCUGGCCUUUAUAGUCAUCUAUCAAAAUAUCAUCAGCAUGCUGCAGGGCAUUUUGCGCUGGGCUGUGCCCGACGUCUCGGCCCGUCUGCUGAAGCGCAUCAAAAUCGAAAACAUGCUGCUGCGCGACAAGAUCAUCGACUAUGAGAAGCAACAGGCGCAGGCGCAAACGCAUCAGGAACAACUGCAGCAGCAACAGUUGCAACAGUUGCAACAGUUGCAGCAGCAGCAGCUGCGCCUGCGCCUCAAUGGCAACAGCGACACUGCAACAACUUUUGUCUAAGACUCAAUCGAACCAUCGAG